Magnolia sinica is the source of this 897-nucleotide messenger RNA. RefSeq lists its product as uncharacterized. The coding region runs from base 1 to 897 and encodes 298 amino acids. The transcript is spliced from 3 exons. The record is from RefSeq and is a predicted model, not a curated record. NCBI's taxonomy places the organism in Eukaryota, Viridiplantae, Streptophyta, Magnoliopsida, Magnoliales, Magnoliaceae.
AUGGAUAAUAUCAUAGUGUGGAAUGUUCGUGGAAUUGGCAACCAAAGGACGGCUAGGACUGCCAAAAGAAUUAUCAAGAAACAUGAUCCUACGAUCUUGGUGCUUCUUGAGCCUAUGCUUGGCAAUGGGAAAAGAGUGCAAAUUGGCCUCUCUUUAGGCUUUCAUUCAUCCUAUUCUAACUGGGAUGCAGGGGGCAAGAUUUGGCUAUUUCACAGGUCCUCUGUUUCUGUUUCUCUAAUUUUCAAAUCUGAUCAAUGUUUGUCGAUAGUUGCUUCAGAUCAUAACAGCGCUGGCCCAAUAUAUUUCACCUUUGUCUACGCAAGGACAGCGUGGAAAAAGGUCGAUUCAAAUCAUCCAAUUUACAACGUCCUUUCCAGACUCAAGCAAGUAAACAAAGAUCUCAAAUCUUGGAAUAAGGAGGAAUUUGGGAACAUCUUUGAGCAGAUCCUGUCUAUGGAACGCCUCGUGGCUGAGCUGGAGGCUAAGAUGCAGGAUUUUUCAGGCCCGGUAGAUCAGAUGCUCAGCAUGCAGCAGGACCUUAACUAUAACUCAGCCAGGCACGCAUCCAUUCGCCAGGUGGAGCUGGAUUCAGGUCAGAUUGUCGAGAACCAGGAUGACAUUAAAGCAGCAGCAGUAGCUCAUUUUCAACAGAUUUUCUCUGGUGAACCAGCUCGGGUGGAUCAGAAUCUUCUUCAAUGCAUUCCACAUAAGGUCACGCAGGCACAUAAUGAAAUGUUGAUGGCGAUUCCUUCAAUUUCAGAGGUACAAUUUGCAGUCCAAUCCAUUCUGGCUGACGAUGCGGUGGGGCCAGAUGGUUUUUCAGCUGCUUUUUUUCAGUCUUCAUGGGAGGUGGUUGGUCAUGACAUUCAUAGGGCUGUUUCUAUCUUCUUCCAGUGA